AUUCUCUACCUAACAACUACUUCUUACUUUGCCUCAAUCACUAUCUUUCUAGCUUAUCUUAAUACGUCCCUGGUUGUGUUCUCUUCAAGCAUAUGUGAGUCACUCCCCUAGUCAUCACGAUCCCCGUCACAGACUCGUCUGUGAGUCGGACCAUAACUGAUGGCAUUUCGCCUAUGAUGUACUAACUAGUCAAUAAUCCUGCUGCCUUCCAGCGCCUCUCUUGUCCCCUGCCUUCAUUUGUGCCCGUGGGUACUCCGUGUCAUCCCUGCACGCGAUGGAUGACGAUUGAUGAGCAUGAAGGUUGAUCUACCACUCUGAUAACCAUUCUCUCUGCUCUUUCCUCGGAUUGAAUCGCUUCGACGCCCAGCCAUGGAUUCUGAGGAGGUCCCUCCUCCUCCGCCUUACUCCGCGGUUGACCCGAUGAUCCCCCAAGCCAACAAUAGAAAUGCCGCUGCAUCUGCGGAAGUCAAUCGAACCUUGCUCCGCUUGCGCGGGGGUGAUGCAGCAUCUUAUAGCCCACCUGCAAGUCCCACGACGAGCGUCGCGGGGAGUGAGAGCACAUCGGCCUCCGCUGCCGUGCCCGCUCAUUUUGCCUCUGCGGCUGCUUACUUCGCCGAGAGGGCCCCGCCAGCACAGAACCCCGAGCGAUCGAUCGUGGAACAUUGCGUCACCAUUUAUCCAAGGAGUCAGUCCAAGGAUUUCCCGCGUCGUCCGCGGUGCUGGAAUACGCGCACGGAAGACAUCACCCAGCAGGACUGGGACAUGUUUCUGCGAUGUCUUUUCCCGCCACAUCUCGGGCUUGCGUCGUCGUCUUCCGAACUACCCCGCCAACUCAGAGCUGAGAUUCAGCGCGAUCGCAAAGAUCGACCACAGGAAAGCGAUGCAGAUCGCAAACGGCGCAUCGCCGCGGUAAUUAUGGAAUGGAAUCAAUAUUUCUUCGAACCUCGGUCAGCGCGUGUGAUGUAUAACUACGUGAUCGACCCUCAACGGGCACCGCGAUCAUCUCUGUGCCCUAGAUGCUACCCCGCGGCAACGAGUCGCACUGGACAGGCUUCCUCGAACGCGGCCCGAAUUCUUCAGCAGGAACCGAGCCCGUCACCGGCAGCCCCAGGACCGGUUGCUGCCGCUACACCGAAUGCUACACCCAGCCCCGCACCCUACGGUUAUCCCCCCUUUCCCCCUCCUCCGCCUCCUGGUCCGUAUGGAGCCCCAUAUGGUCCUCCUGCGUUCUAUACUGCACCUGCUGUUCCUCCUGUUCCUCCUGUUCAACCUCCUGUAUAUCCUUAUGCGUCUCCGCCUCCGCCACCCCCAGGACAAUAUCCACUACCGAACACUUGGGGGUGGAACGCUCCCCCAUACGGUUAUGCUUGCCAGAAUCAAAGCCAAUUGAAAGGCGGUCCUUUGGGGUGGAUAGCAUCUCUGGCUUCUCAAGCGCAGCGUUACGGCGAGCGUAUCACGGAACAAGCCGCACAAUACGGUGAUCACAUUAGUGCACAAGCCCAGCACUACGGUCGGCAGGUCGAAGAGCAGGCCCUGGCCCAUAGCCGUUGGUUGGAGGAGCAAGCUGGUCUGUCAGGGCGGAAAAUGGAAGGGGCGUUUACUGGUUUCGUGGGUCGCCCGCAAAACGAGUGGGGUGCGGCUGAACCCCCCAAGAUUGGAUACUAUAACGCCCCCUACACGCAGUCCGUGGCUGCCCCAACCGAAGUCACAAGUGGCAUUACUACAAAUCAGCAGCCUGGCUCAACACCCUCCGAACGCACACGACGGGCAUCUGUAAGCUCGGAAGCCUCGGACACCUCUUUUUCAUCGAUCGACACCUUUUCAACCACAUCAGAGCUCAGCGCAUCCGACUUGGCUACUGUCCGCGCACAGCUGCUCUCACUGAACGACUACCACGACCGAGCUCUGUAUGAACAGGCCGUGGGCCUACGCCGUCAGCUGGAUCUCUUGCAGGAAUCACGACGGCAGACCCGCCUCUCGGGCCGAAGAGACUGGCGCCACGGUUGGGGGCGAUGGGAAUCGCCACAGCAGCAGCAGCGGAAACAAGCCGAGAAGCGUGCCGUGAAGGAGGAGACGCGGGCGACGCGGAAGGCGUUCCGGGAUGUGGUGCGGCGGGCCCGUGAGGAGCAGCGUGAGCAGCGACGGGUCAGGCGCAACCGUCGCCGCCAAGAGCAACGAGCGCUACAGUCGUCAGAGACUGCAGCUGAUCCGGCACUGGAGCAGCAUAUACAGAACCUGAGUUUGGAGAAUAGCUGCGAGGCUCAGCAGACGACCCCGUCGUCUGCAUCGCUUUCGCCUCCGGUGCGGUUCGAGCUGGAGGCGAAUGAGAUCAGCCCGGUCAAUACUCCGAACACGAAAUCAACGGGCAAAGAAGAGAAGGAAGAAGAGAAGGAGGCAGUGCAGAAAGGAAAUGCGGAAGGCGGCGUUGUGUCGGUGGAUAAAGGGGUCGACAAGGCGGCCCAUGAGACGAACGCUGAGCACGCCAAACGAGACCUGACAGGGCGCAAAUGACCGAGCAUAGUGAAGUUAGUUAGUGUUGUCGAUUAGCAAGCGGGCUGGGAUAUGCAUAGCAAGGUGUCUGUCUGUCUGUCUGUCUAUCUCUUGUGUAUUGGGUUCGAAGCCGAGGCAUUUCUUCUGCGGAGUUGUGGCAUGUACAUACAGCAUGUUGGCACUAGUCAUUUUCAGGAGCACCUUGGAACACCUCAACCUCAGCAUAAACCUCUAUCGCUCGCCAACUAUUUGUAUGAUUCUGAUGUCCGA
Messenger RNA from Aspergillus saccharolyticus JOP 1030-1, 2760 nucleotides. RefSeq lists its product as uncharacterized. Lineage: Eukaryota; Fungi; Ascomycota; Eurotiomycetes; Eurotiales; Aspergillaceae. The transcript has a single exon. The coding region runs from base 370 to 2511 and encodes 713 amino acids. The record is from RefSeq and is a predicted model, not a curated record.